Theobroma cacao (cacao) is the source of this 1619-nucleotide messenger RNA. Its product is annotated as ankyrin repeat-containing protein BDA1-like. Gene Ontology annotation, molecular function: protein binding. The record is from RefSeq and is a predicted model, not a curated record. NCBI's taxonomy places the organism in Eukaryota, Viridiplantae, Streptophyta, Magnoliopsida, Malvales, Malvaceae.
GCUUCCAAGAUUGUUGCCAAAAAAAGUGAAGCAGACGAACACCCUUUAGUAGUUUAUUUGUCAAUGCAUGGAUAACGCUGUUGCAGCAGAUUUUUACAGGCUUCAUGGCUAGGGUAUUGAGGGAAGCUGCUCGAGCAGGAAACAUCGACGCCCUAUACGAGCAAUUUCAAGAAGAUCCACACCUUUUGGAGACCAUCGAUGCGGUUCCUUUCAUUGAUACUCCUCUGCACGAAGCUGCAGCUGCAGGGCAAGUUGAUUUUGCAGUGGAGAUGAUGAACUUGAAGCCAUCGUUUGCCUCAAAGAUUAAUCCAGAUGGUUUUACCCCAUUGCACCUUGCUUUGCAAAAACACCAAACUCAGUUACUAUAUGAGCUACUGAAAAUCAACAAAGACCUGGUUCGAGUCAAGGGGAAAAAAGGUGUGACCCUUCUGCAUUACGCAGCUGAACUAGGAGACAUUGAUCUUUUGGCUAAGUUUCUUGUAGCUUGCCCUCAAUGCAUCAAAGAUGUGACUGUUGGCGGUAAAACUGCUCUGCAUAUUGCGGCAGAAAACAACCAUGUUGAAGCGCUUGAAGUCCUGGCACGUUGGCUACGACGGACUCACAACAAAGAUGGUGGAUUCUGGGAAAUUGAAGUCAUGAACUGGAAAGACAAGGAUGGCAACACAGUAUUGCACGUAGCUGCAGCCAACAGCCAAAAUCAAGCAGAGAUGAUAAGACUCUUGUUGGAAUGUGGAAUUCGAAGGAACAUAAUCAAUUUGAAUGGUUUGACGGCUCUGGAUGUUUUACAAUGCCAAGGGCAAGUCGACAACAGGAAGGCUGUGGACAUUCUAAGACAGGCAGGAGGUUUAAAUGCUUCCUCAAUUCCAGAAUCCACACCCUUGGCUGAGCUCUUUAGUUCAAAGGUUGAAUUUUCUGAGAGAUUAAUGAUAAUUGUAACUCGGGCCAGACUCAAUAUACCAAGUGACACACGCAAUGCGUUCCUGGUACUAGCCGGGUUAGUAAUAACAGCAACCUACCAAGCCAUUUUCAACCCGCCCGGCGGUGUUCGACAAGCUGAAGCAGGUCCCACUCAGGUUCCGAGCGGAGCAGGUAGAUCAGUUAUGGAUACAAAUAGUUUUCUUUGGUUUUAUGUUCCAAACACUGCAGCAUUUCUCACCACACUUUUCCUUACGGUUCUGUUUCUGAUAAUUGGUCCUAAUGGUGAAUUGGUUCUCUUACCGCUGCUGCCAUUGGUCAUUUGCUAUGUCAUGUCGACGCUGGUCAUAACCCCAACUGCAACGUUUACUUAUUACAUUUGGCUUACUUUGGUGAUUGCUGUUGCGUCUGGGUGUUGGUUAUUUGGGGCUCAUCUAUAUUGGCUUCUGAAAAUAUGGAAGGUUAACAAGAGUUCGGGAGAACUCACCCUCUCAGUGUUAUCUUAAGAGGGGUGGAAACAUACACGUCCUCUAGCUUUGGCCUUUGCAUAGAUAGAUGUUCUCAGCAUAGAAUGUUGAGAUGAAUUUAAAAAUGUUGAUUGAAUUUAUUGCGAUUUUUCUAGAGAAAUGUUCAUUUUCAUAUCCCCUGGCGCCAUCCAUGGCAUCCUUUUGCUAAUUAUUUCCAUUAUCAUCAUAAUGUAAAAU